CAACAUCAAUGCAAAUGGUGCUUGCAUAUGGCUCAUGUCAGCAUUGCCGCGAUCGGCUUUCAGUAGACACUCUCAACCUCAGUUGCUUAUCGCCGCGUCGGCCUCAGAGUCUGAUACUGCUGAGCCCAUAUCUCCGAACGUCUCAGCCCUCAAAGUGCCCUACCUGAGACGUCAUGUCCUGCGGCGCAGCGUGCGAGCAUGUCCGCUUAUCAGCGCUUGAAAUUUUCCUCUCGGCUUCGUUGUGCUCUUGCCAAGCUUGUCAAGCGAUCUAUCCGGCAGACAGUCUAUUUGCUCGUCUCAGCAGUCUUCUCUUGUGCAGCGAGCGUUACAUCAGCAUGCGUACAGUGUCGAUCCUGUUCAUUAUUCUUGCGAGCUCCCUCAGCAAAGCUGUGCCAACAUCGAUCUCUCCACACUUGACAGAGCGGGCGCCGGCCCUUCUGCUUCCGUACGGAUGGUACUACCUCAACCUCAAGCUCCUCGAUGCUAGUUGUCCUGAUCCAACUGGAAACAAAGAGGUAGAGUUUGCGAUGCAGUGGACACUCGAUGCUGGCUUUGGCACGGACCACGAACUCAUCAUACAAACAAACCAACAGUUAGGUCUAGAAGAUGAGACUUGGCCAACGGUAAUUGAGCCCGCAACCGGUCUGCCCUUUGCACUCAUGCGCGUCCGCCGUGCCAAACGAGCUCGCGUGUUCAAGAACUCAAGAGCUCCGUUCUAUCGUUGCUGUCGCUUUACCUGGAUCCAAGACAUCUUCUUGUGGGAAACAAUUGAUCUUCACGUGCUCGGCGACACAAAAGUUUUGAUGACUUGCACAGACGACGACGUGCCGGAUGAUUGCAAGCAGAUCUUCGAUCCUGAUCCUUUUGAUUGCAAGGGCAGACCUCACAUUGCAAAGGUGGAGCACAUCAUUUGAGAGUCGAAUGCAUGUCGGCUUUGGUGAUCACAAGCUGUUACACGCUGCGGAGACCAAUCUCACGCGCCCUCCCGUCUUACAAACGACUCCUCAUCGCGAUAAGCCUUACCAUCGCUGUCGUCGCUCUCUCGCAAGCUUUCCCGAAGACAGACAAACAAUCACGUCUCGCCUCUGUCUUCGAAAAUACUUCAACGCAAAACAAGCAUACGAACGAGCAUGCUCGCCUUACUCUAUGUGCUCGUGCCAAUCUCUU
Messenger RNA from Mixia osmundae IAM 14324, 1167 nucleotides. RefSeq lists its product as uncharacterized. Bases 174 to 914 code for a protein of 246 amino acids. The record is from RefSeq and is a predicted model, not a curated record. The transcript has 8 exons. NCBI's taxonomy places the organism in Eukaryota, Fungi, Basidiomycota, Mixiomycetes, Mixiales, Mixiaceae.